Messenger RNA from Durusdinium trenchii, 2091 nucleotides. Lineage: Eukaryota; Dinophyceae; Suessiales; Symbiodiniaceae. The record is from the annotation of a GenBank genome assembly.
AUGAGAUAUUUGCAACAGGUUGCCCACCUAAACUGCUUGUGCUCUUGGAUUUGGUCUGGUUGUGCUCCGCGCCAUCCAUGCAAACGCCAUGCAGCCAUGCAGCGUCUUUGUCCACGUUGGACAGUGCUGGUGCUGGUGCUGAGUGUGGAAGCGGUGGAAGCGGUCACCCAGACGUUCCACCGACCCCCGGUCUCUUCGCCCCUGAGCCGCUCUGAAGUCCUGGCACUGCGCACGGCGUUUAGCGCCAAGUUUGGCGCGAGCUCGGGCUCGCGCGAGCCCACGGAUCUGUCGUCUGGGCGGCGCUUGUUGCAUGGUCUUCCCAUGCGUCUGACUGAGCAAAUUCGAAGAGACUGGCAGCUGGUUGAGAGCGACAAGGUGCAGCAGGUGAAAGUGUCCCCAGGCGGCCCCGGCGAAGCGGUGAUCACUUGGCUCACCCAAGAUCGGCGUUUGCCUAGCCUUGUUGAGUACCAGAGCGCCAGAAGUGUCUUCAGCCGGACUGCUCAGGGCGAGGUCAAUGUUUACACCACCCAGAUUUGCUUGCCAAAUUCACAGGUGAUGGCAGAUCCGUUGCUCGGCCCUCCGAACAUCCCGCUGAAUUACGACGAGCUCACCAAGCUGCUGAACACCUCGUCCUUCUUGCCGCCAGAGAGCGACUCUUGGCGUUUCUUGGGGCCCAAUGCUGAUCCCUGGGAGUUCUUAGCCAAGACCAAUUUCUGCAUCGACUACAAGAAUCCGAAUGCCUACUACACCAGCCCAUACAUCCACACCGUGACGCUGCGGGGCCUCGGAGGCUCCACGGACUACAGCUUCCGACCCGCAGGGAGCAGCAGGUCGUUUCACUUCAAAACGCCGCCGAACGCUGGGGCCAAUGCCGCGCCCAUGCGCUUGGGAGUCUGGGCGGACAUUGGCAUCACAAAUGUGAGUUUCGGUGUAAUGUCAAAGAUGCUCGACCUGGAACCAGAUUUGCUCGUGACUGUCGGAGACCUGUCCUAUGCCGAUGGCUGGGCAGAGCGUUGGGACAUCUUUGGGAUGAUGAUGGAGCCCCUGAUGUCGAGCCGCUAUCACCUGGCGGUCGUCGGGAAUCACGAGAUCAUUCAGAACAACGGUGUUGAUUUCAUCCAUCGCUAUCCGAUGCCGUUCCGGCAGUCUGGAGCACCAGGACCCUACAUGUUCGCGUAUGAGAGUGGACUGCUGUAUCUCAUCGGCUUGCCCGGGAGCUACGCCCCGACCGCGAAGGGUUCACUGCAGUGGAGCUUUGCGGAAGAGAAGCUGAUGGAGGUGGACCGUGAACGGACGCCUUGGGUGGUCGUCGUCUUCCACACCCCCUGGUACAACAGCAACAAUGCUCAUUUCGGAGAAGGCAUGAAGCAUCAGUGGGAUAUGGAAGAGCUCUUUUACCAGCAUGGUGUGGACUUGGUCUUCAACGGGCAUGUCCACAGCUAUGAGCGGUCCUUUCCAGUCUACAACCAUUCGCGGAAUGAGUGUGGCACCACGCACAUUGUCGUGGGCGACGGGGGCAACUACGAGGGUCCCGCCAUCUACGAGGGGCAUCCACCCGGGUGGCGGACGCCACAGCCGUCCUGGAGCGCCUUCCGAGAAGCUUCCUAUGGACCAGGCUUGCUCACUGUGUUCAACUCCACGCAUGCUGAAUGGCGGUGGCAUCGGGUGGCGUGUGUCUUUGAGAACAAGGCUCACCGUGCGGUGAACUGGACGAAGUUCACAUACGAGGGCGCGAGGCAAUCCUUGGGGCGAACGAGGCCGAUGAGUGCUUUCUAUUGGGACGGCGUGAGCGGCCCUGCGGGCGGCCCAGAGUGUGCUACGGAGGGGGACAAUGCAGAGCAGGCCUAUGAGGCCUCGGACGUGGUGAUGUUGGUGCGAGACCCCCAGCGGUGCCCCAACAAGUCCUUCCGGCAGCCGGGAACCAUGGCCACCGCGGCCUCCACCGGCGCGCCGGUCUGGUUCACUGAAGCACCGGUCUGGUCCACCGCGGCUGCUGCGAGCGUCGUCGCGGCCGUGGGAAUGGCCCUUGUCCUGGUGCAGUCGAGGCGGUGCAAUGGAGCACUGCAGCAACAGCCCUUGCUGAGCGGAUGA